AUGCCUGAAGCAAAUCUGCCAGCGGAGCCUAAUCUGCGAGUCACAAUCAUCGCGGCUGAUGGCCUGUACAAAAGAGAUGUCUUCAGAUUUCCCGAUCCUUUUGCCGUCGCAACCAUCUCGGGAGAACAGACGAAGACAACUUCAGUCAUCAGGAAGACAUUGAAUCCCUACUGGAACGAAGUCUUUGACAUGAGAGUCACAGAGGACAGCAUACUGGCGAUUCAAAUCUUCGACCAAAAGAAGUUCAAGAAGAAGGAUCAGGGCUUCCUCGGUGUCAUCAAUAUCCGCAUUGGCGAUGUAAUUGACUUGGAAAUGGGAGGAGACGAGAUGCUUACGAAGGAUCUUAAGAAGUCCACCGACAACCUCGUCGUCCACGGGAAAUUGAUCGUGAAUCUGUCUACCAAUCUUUCCAGCCCUCCGCCUCAACAAAACCGACCUCCUCCAAGUACCGCUUCUAGCGUGAGCGGUUCAAAUCCUUAUGCCGGCAGCUCUACCAAUGUUCAUCAACCGAUGCCGGUUCGCUCGAGAAGCCCGGCGUCACGGACUGCAACUUCGGGCUCAGGGGAAGCGAGAUCAUCUAACGCUGCUGUGAAUGGAAAUAGUACGCAACCCCAACCCAACGGAACUGGCGCUGGGAGGUCUGGAGGCUUCAGUUCUUUCGAAGAUAGUCAAGGUCGAUUGCCAGCCGGCUGGGAGCGCAGAGAAGACAACCUGGGCAGGACUUACUAUGUUGAUCAUAACACCAGAACCACCACCUGGACGAGACCUUCCAACCACAUGAGCGAGACUGAAGCACGAAACCGCGUCGAGGCCAACAUGCAGAUGGAACGUACGCGACACCAAAACCGUAUGCUGCCCGAGGACCGUACAGGUGCCAAUUCUCCCAACUUGCAGGAAUCUCGAGGUUCGCCUCAGCAACCGAACGCAGUGUCAAUGAUGGCUACAGGGGCAACAACUGCAGGGACUGGCGAGCUUCCCGCUGGCUGGGAACAGAGGCACACUCCUGAAGGGCGAGCUUACUUUGUUGACCACAAUACCCGGACCACCACCUGGGUGGACCCUAGAAGGCAACAAUACAUCAGAAUGUACGGCAACAAUCCGUCUGGAAACAACACCACUAUCCAACAGCAGCCAGUAUCGCAAUUGGGACCAUUGCCUAGUGGGUGGGAAAUGCGAUUGACCAACACAGCCCGUGUGUAUUUCGUUGAUCACAACACCAAGACCACAACGUGGGACGACCCCAGACUGCCAUCAUCCUUGGACCAAGGUGUCCCACAGUACAAGCGUGAUUUCAGACGGAAGCUGAUCUACUUCCGUUCGCAACCUGCUUUGAGAAUCCUCUCUGGCCAAUGCCACAUCAAAGUUCGCCGUGGCGCUAUUUUCGAGGACUCUUAUGCUGAAAUCAUGCGCCAAAGCGCGACUGAUCUCAAGAAACGACUAAUGAUCAAAUUCGACGGAGAAGACGGGCUAGAUUAUGGUGGCCUCUCUCGCGAAUUCUUCUUCCUUCUCUCGCAUGAAAUGUUCAAUCCGUUCUACUGUCUAUUCGAAUACUCUGCGCACGACAACUAUACACUACAAAUCAAUCCUCAUUCCGGUAUCAACCCAGAGCAUCUUAACUACUUCAAAUUCAUUGGACGAGUGGUUGGUCUUGCCAUCUUCCACCGUCGGUUCCUAGACUCCUUCUUCAUUGGAGCUUUUUACAAGAUGAUGCUACGAAAGAAAGUUGCCAUUAACGAUAUGGAGGGCGUGGAUGAAGAAUACCACAAGAACUUGACUUGGAUGCUUGAAAACGAUAUCACUGAUGUCCUUGAUCAAACCUUCUCCAUUGAGGAUGAGCAAUUCGGCGAAACAAAGACGAUUGAUCUGAAACCUGGUGGCCGAGAUAUUGCAGUCACGAACGAGAACAAGAGAGAAUAUGUCGAACUCCUCACAGAGUGGAAGAUCCAGAAGCGAGUCGAAGAACAAUUCAAUGCCUUCAUCACCGGCUUCAACGAACUUAUCCCCGCUGAUCUCGUGAAUGUCUUUGACGAGCGCGAACUCGAGCUUUUGAUCGGCGGUAUCGCCGACAUUGACGUGGAUGACUGGAAGAAACACACCGACUACCGCGGAUACCAGGAACAAGACGAAGUGAUCCAAAACUUCUGGAAGGUAAUUCGAUCUUGGGAUGCCGAGCAAAAGUCUCGAUUGUUGCAGUUCGCCACAGGCACCAGUCGCAUUCCUGUCAAUGGGUUCAAGGAUUUGCAAGGUAGCGACGGCCCUAGAAGGUUUACCAUUGAGAAGGCCGGUGAAGUUAACGCGUUACCGAAGAGUCAUACUUGCUUCAAUCGCCUCGAUCUUCCGCCCUACAAGACCUACGACGCCCUUCAGAGCAAACUCUCCACUGCAGUCGAAGAAACGCUUGGCUUCGGCCAAGAAUAG
Messenger RNA from Cladophialophora psammophila CBS 110553, 2418 nucleotides. RefSeq names its product E3 ubiquitin-protein ligase hulA. Gene Ontology annotation, biological process: ubiquitin-dependent protein catabolic process. Gene Ontology annotation, molecular function: protein binding; ubiquitin protein ligase activity. NCBI's taxonomy places the organism in Eukaryota, Fungi, Ascomycota, Eurotiomycetes, Chaetothyriales, Herpotrichiellaceae. The transcript has 9 exons. The coding region runs from base 1 to 2418 and encodes 805 amino acids. The record is from RefSeq and is a predicted model, not a curated record.